UCCAGAUUACACUCAUUGUUUUCGUUCACUGCUCAGCUGGAAGUCAACAACGGACGUUUGAUCACCAAUAAGUGGCAGUGAAAGUUGUGUAGACAAGGGGGUCCGCCCUCAACAUUGAAGCCGAAGAGGCCGUAUUUCUCAACUGAUUUUGUAAGUCCCUUUCCAUAACAUUUAUUAUCCAGCAUUGAAGUGGAAUAGUAGUUGGCAGUGGUAGUAUGACCAAACUUACUAAUCCAAAUAAUUUUUCCAGGUUCCACAAGACCUGCCAACAUGGUGUUAGCCGAUUUGGGAAGAAAAAUAACCUCGGCGUUGCGAUCACUGAGCAAUGCCACCAUCAUCAAUGAGGAGGUAUAUCUAGUACCAAAUCAGACUUUUUUUAUUUUUUGUACAACUUUUGGCAACGUGUGGUUGUUAACUAAAUAGUAGUUACAUAUGUUGCCAGGUUUCACCCACGCAAGAACAUAUGAUAUUUCUCAUAGAUAAUGUCUUCUCUUUCUCUAGGUAUUAAAUGCCAUGCUGAAAGAAGUGUGUGCUGCCCUGCUGGAAGCUGAUGUCAACAUCAAGUUGGUGAAGCAGCUCAGAGAAAAUGUAAAGUGAGUGACAUUAUUCAGGAACACAUUGUACUGUAGCUGAAGCUGAAUUCUGUAUCCUACUAAUGUAAUCUGUCUUUGACAACAGAUCAUCCAUUGACCUGGAGGAGAUGGCCUCUGGGCUGAACAAGAGGAGAAUGAUCCAGCAUUCAGUGUUCAAGGAGCUCGUCAAGGUCAGUCUCAUUCUCUGACGAUUCUUACGUCAUUGUUUGUUAGUCAGUUAUUGUGGCGUGAAACUGAACGUAUUAUAAUAGUGUUUUGUAAACUGUUUCGGUAAUGUACUAUACCUUCAAACCAGUCAUUCCCGUCAAACAAUUACCUUAAUUGAACUAAGGGAUCCAACAGCUGUAGUCUACCUGUAUUUAAAGGUUUUGAUUGCUCAGCUCAAUACAUAAUUAGUUUCACAUUAGAAGGCCUACCCUCGGACAUGGAUACUCAACUGAUCAGUUUAGAUUUCAUGUGGGUUUUUGGGUGGGGGAGAAGACUUUCAGAUGGCUUGUUUACACUUUUAAAGAAGCUUGUGUGGUUGGAAGAGGCACAUCCCAACGUUCUCACUUCACAUAUUUUACAAAGAUGCAAUGUUUCUGUGUUAGUCGCAUUUGAUGCGAUGGGAGUGUGUCUAAGAUUUUCUGUUGUGGUUGUCUCUCAGCUGGUGGAUCCAGGGGUCAAGGCUUGGACACCCACGAAGGGAAAGAACAACGUCAUCAUGUUUGUGGGUCUUCAGGGCAGUGGGAAAACCACAACAUGUUCCAAGGUGAGCCAUUCCUGGAUUUCAGCCUAAAGAUAAGGACAUUCAGGUGGCCAUUUGGCCAAAAUAUAUUAUGCCAUCACUAAUGUACUGUAUUGAAUCCCUUUUCCACAGCUGGCCUACUACUACCAAAGAAAAGGGUGGAAGACCUGUUUGAUAUGCGCUGACACUUUCAGAGCUGGUAAAGUUUCAUUUUCUAAAUCUAUCUGUUUGAUAUUCCUCCUCAAAAUAAAGAAAAUGAGCUAAAAAACAAACAAAGUCAACAACAACCGUUUUUUAUGUGUGUGCAGGUGCCUUCGAUCAGUUGAAGCAAAAUGCAACAAAAGCCAGAAUUCCAUUCUAUGGAAGGUAUGUAUGCUUUGCAUUUGGUCGCUUCUCAUAUGUAUGUGAUGCAUCUCAUCAAGUAAUUUUUUAGUGAUAUUAGAUUUUUAUGCUAAUGUAAAAGGUAAGGAGCCUUGCACAAGCUUUGGCAGCUUGAUGUGUAAAUACACCCCCUGGACAGGAUGCUAGUCUAUCGCAGGGCCUUGCCUGCAUACAGUACACUAACGUUGUAUAAUCCACAGUUACACAGAGAUGGACCCUGUCGUCAUAGCUGCGGAAGGUGUGGAAAAGUUCAAAAAUGAGAGCUUUGAAAUAAUCAUUGUUGAUACCAGUGGCCGACACAAGCAAGAAGAUUCCCUUUUUGAGGAGAUGUUGCAGGUUUCCAAUGCAGUGGUAAGUAGUAUUUUUGCGCCACUGUAAUCAUUUAAAUCUGUGAACCAUCCAGGGCCCUUCAAUGUCAUCAAUACAGUCAACUAAUGCAAACAUAAUCUCUGGGGACAUUUGUAUCUCUCUGCCAGCCUGAGCUUUUGAUAGUCCAUUAUAAAAUGUACAGUGCAUUCGGAAAGUAUUCAGACCCCUUGGCUUUUUCCAAAUUUUGUUACAAUUUGCCUUAUUCUAAAAUUGAUUACAAUUUAUAUUUUUUUCCUCCUCAAUCUACACACAAUACCCCAUAAUGACGAAGCGAAAACAGGUUAUUAUUCUUUUGUGCAAAUGUAUUAACAGAAAUACCUUAUUUACAUAAGUAUUCAGACCCAUCGCUAUGAGACUCAAAAUUUAGCUCAGGUGCAUCCUGUUUCCAUUGAUCAUCCUUGAUGUUUUUACAACUUGAUUGGAGUCUACCUGUGGUAAAUUCAAUUGAUUGGACAUGAUUUGGAAAGGCACACACCUGUCUAUAUAAGUUGCCAUGGUUGACAGUGCAUGUCUGAGCAAAAACUAAGCGAUGAGGUCGAAGGAAUUGUCCGUAGAGCUCUGAGACAGGAUUGUGUCGAGGCACAGAUCUGGGGAAGGGUACCAAAACAUUUCUUUAGCAUUGAAGAUCUCCAAGAACACAGUUGCCUCAUCAUAAUUAAGUGGAAGAAGUUUGGAAUCACCAAGACUCUUCCUAGAGCUGGCCGCCCGGCCAAACUGAGUAAUCGGGGGAGAAGGGCCUUGGUCAGGGAGGUGACCAAGAACCUGAUGGUCACUCUGACAGAGCUCCAGAGGGAGAACCUUCCAGAAGGAAAACCAUCUCUGCAGCACUCCACCAAUCAGGCCUUUAUGGUAGAGUGGCCAGACGGAAGUCAAUUUAUUUUAAAUUUUUUAGUCAUUUAGCAGACGCUCUUAUCCAGAGCGACUUACAGUUAGUGAGUGCAUACAUUGUUUUAUUUUUCAUACUGGCCCCCCGUGGGUUUCGAACCCACAACCCUGGCGUUGCAAACGCCAUGCUCUACCAACUGAGCUACAUCCCUGCCGGCCAUUCCCUCCCCUCCCCUGGACCAAUUGUGCGCCGCCCCAUGGGUCUCCCGGUCGCGGCCGGCUACGACAGAGCCUGGAUUCGAACCAGGAUCUCUAGUGGCACAGCUAGCACUGCGAUGCAGUGCCUUAGACCACUGCGCCACUCGGGAGACAUUCCUCAGUAAAAGGCACAUGACAGCCCGCUUGGAGUUUGCCAAAAGGCACUUAACGGACUCUGACCAUGAGAAACAAGAUUCUCUGAUCUGAUGAAACCAAAAUUGAACUCUUUGGCCUGAAUGCCAAGCGUCACGUCUGGAGGAAACCUGGCACCAUUCCUACGGUGAAGCAUGGUGGUGGCAGCAUCAUGCUGUGGGGAUGUUUUUCAGCGGCAGGUACUGGGAGACUAGUCAGGAUCGAGGGAAAGAUAAACGGCGCAAAGUACAGAGAGAUCCUUGAUGAAAACCUGCUCCAGAGCGCUCAGGACCUCAGACUGGGGCGAAGGUUCACCUUCCAACAGGACAAUGACCCUAAGCACACAGCCAAGACAAUGCAGGAGUGGCUUCGGGACAAGUCUCUGAAUGACCUUGAGUGGCCCAGCCAGAGCCCGGACUUUAACCCGAUCGAACAUCUCUGGAGUGACCUGAAAAUAGCCGUGCAGCGACGCUCCCCAUCCAAGCUGACAGAGCUUGAGAGGAUCUGCUGAGAAGAAUGGGAGAAACUUCCCAAAUUCAGGUGUGCCAAGGUUGUAGCAUCAUACCCAAGAAGACUCGAGGAUGUAAUCGUUGCCAAAGGUGCUGCAACAAAGUACUGAGUAAAGAGUCUGAAUACUUAUGUAAAUGUGAUAUUUCAGUUUUUUAUUUGUAAUACAUUUGCAAACAUUUAUGAAAACCUGUUUUGCUUUGUCAUUAUGGGGUAGAUUGAUGAGGGGGGGGGGGGGAAACAAUUUAAUCAAUUUUAGAGUAAGGCUGUAACAUAACAAAAUGUGGAAAAAGUCAAAGGGUCUGAAUACUUUCCGAAUGCACUGUAUUGCUUUAGAUAAAGUGCAUGCAUGUUUCUAUUUCCUCCAGCAACCCGACAACAUUGUGUACGUGAUGGAUGCCUCCAUUGGCCAAGCUUGCGAAGCCCAGGCUAAGGCCUUCAAAGACAAAGUAGAAGUUGCGUCCGUCAUAGUGACAAAGCUGGAUGGUCACGCCAAAGGUGGUGGCGCUCUCAGUGCGUAAGUAAAUGGCACUCUUUGCUUCGACAACUUAUCCAAGUAAUGGUGAACUGAGUUUCCUUACUACUGCAGAAUUCAUUAACUCAAUGAUAAUCCUGAUGGUUAGGUAAUGUUUCAUACUCAUGUUGCCUUUUUAUAGAGUGGCUGCUACUAAGAGUCCCAUCAUUUUCAUUGGUACUGGAGAACACAUUGACGACUUAGAACCAUUUAAGACACAACCCUUCAUCAGCAAGCUACUGGGUAAGCUGUUUUUUCCCUUUUUGAAUAAUGGAUCAUCAUAAGAGGUCACAUUACAUUUAGUUUUACCCAUUUUGUACAACCUGUAUUGAAUGAGUUGUGUGUAUUUUGUCCUCAGGCAUGGGAGACAUUGAAGGUUUGAUAGACAAAGUCAAUGAACUCAAGCUGGAUGACAACGAGGAGUUGAUUGACAAGCUGAAACAUGGUGAGAAUGAGAUCAUCAGCUGACAUACUUGUAAUAUAGGCCCCAUAUCAUAAUUGACAUACAGUAUGCAUAUGCUCUGCAGUCUAUAACACAGUUAUACAUUGUUAUGUGGUAUGGUUUUUUUAAGCUUCUUCUAAUCACCAUUUGCACCACAGGUCAGUUCACUCUCCGAGACAUGUACGAGCAGUUUCAGAACAUCAUGAAGAUGGGACCAUUCGGCCAGAUCAUGGUAAGUAAGCGGCAACCAGAAUAACUAUAGGGAGAAAAAUUAAGGUCCCCCAUAUGGCUACAUACUAUAGAUGAAACAAGAAGAAUGUCAACGUUUCAGCACAACGCCCUUUCGAAACAAUCUCAGCUGUAUCCCCUCUUCUUGUUUUACCUAACAAUAUUUUACAUUGUUCUGGUCACGAAUGGGAUGUAUUGAAAGAUGACAAUGCUAAUCUUACUUCUGUUAAUGUCACAAGGGUAUGAUCCCAGGCUUCGGAACAGACUUCAUGAGCAAAGGCAACGAGCAGGAGUCCAUGGCCAGGUUGAAGAAACUCAUGACAAUUAUGGACAGCAUGAACGACCAAGGUAAAGAUGUAAUCCGCUUUCAUCAAUAAGCAACAGUAAGUGACAAACAAAAGGGUUAUACAAGAUGCGUACAUGUUUUCCUCACUGUGGUUUCUUUCUUUGGUUUUUGCAGAACUUGACAACAAAGACGGUGCAAAGCUCUUCAGCAAGGGGCCGAACCGAAUCGCCAGAGUGGCGCGGGGUUCAGGGGUCGCCACCAGGGAUGUCCAGGAGCUGCUCACCCAGUACACCAAGUUCGCCCAGAUGGUGAAGAAGAUGGGUGGCAUCAAGGGCCUGUUCAAAGGUAUGCACUUCUUGGAUGCAUCUUAAAACAUUACUAGCUGUCAAGUCCUUGCUUCCUCCGUCCUUGUUUCCUCCAUUUCCCUCCUCCCCUCUCAAAGCGCAUUAGAGGAGGUAUGAGGGAAGGACCUUGGAUCCUCUCCUCCAAUGCACUGUGAGGGGAGGAAUAGAGGAAACCAGGACAGAGGAAGCAAGGAUUUCAUGCCUAGUCACGUUUUCAGCCUUGAAACGGAAGCACUGGUCCAAUUACACAAUUUUGCGUUCAUCAAGUAACAGGCUAUGUCUCUAAAUUAUUUUUGCAAUUUUACACGUUUGCAGGUGGUGAUAUGUCCAAGAAUGUCAACCCCUCUCAGAUGGCUAAGUUGAACCAACAGAUGGCAAAGAUGAUGGAUCCAAGGGUUCUCCACCAUAUGGGUAGGCUUGACUUUCACUUCCAUUACAAUAAGUCAUGUCACAUUUCCCAAACUUCCUUUUGUUACUUUACUUUGAGCAUGGUCGGUCCAAACGUAAUGACAUAGAUGUGAUAUAGUGUAUGUUUGAGAUAGGCUGCACAGAAUCUCUGAUCUACAAAUCACCUUGCACUUCAAAUAAUCUCUCAUUAUUGGAUGAAGUUUAGCGAUUCUGUGCCUCUCCGCCUUGCUCUAGAGUUGAACUGAUCCCCCUGAAACACGCUGAUUAUUGUUUGUCUCCUCUGCAGGUGGAAUGUCUGGUCUCCAGUCCAUGAUGAGACAGUUCCAACAGGGUGCAGCUGGCAACGCCAAAGGAAUGAUGGGAUUCAACAACAUG
Coregonus sp. 'balchen' is the source of this 6389-nucleotide messenger RNA. The record is from the annotation of a GenBank genome assembly. Lineage: Eukaryota; Metazoa; Chordata; Actinopteri; Salmoniformes; Salmonidae.